CUUAUACAAUUAGUAUCAUCGAGCAAGCAAGCUCCAGGAACGACACUCAGCUGCUCUUCAUCUAAAAGCGCAGCAAAUAGUCACCGCGAUGGCAGGGGAAGCCUGAAAGCUCAUCAGACACAGUCAUUGAAAUGUUUAGCAGAUUCCUCGUAUACUUGAAUAGGCACAAAGCAGACCUGCGAUCUCGUGGGAGGAGGCUUUCUGUGUAGGUAUAGCGCUUCAUAUGAGUUUAAAUACCAGCCCUCUGUCACCACUCCAGUACCACCGAGCUCAGCGUCGAUCAUAACCCAGUCACACAUACAGGGAACAUAAUCAAGCGAGAAACAGCCAAGAUGAACACCUCAACCAACGAGAAAUAUACUUCAACCCAUGCCCCACUCAGCGAAAAAAUCCCAAGUAAUGAGAGCAGCUUCUGCAUAGAGUAUAUCGACAAAAACCCUAGUCCUCCCCCCCAAAGCCCCCCUACUCUAGCAGCACGGCUCCUCAUUCUCAUUAUCCUCAUCCCAAUCGAAAUUAUCAUGCCACGGCCCCUGCCAUUUAUCCUCGGGCGGAUACCCAUUCGGACAAUGCGCGAUCUGGGGUUGGGAGUGCAGAAGAGCAAAGGAAAGCAAAGAAUGCCAGAAAAGGAGGAGGUUUUGAUAACGUACCGUUCCGACAUCGCAUUCGAGUGGGAAGCCACCGCCCACUUUCAAUUGGCAUUCAUUAUUGACGCAUGUCUGGGGUUGGGAUGGUGUGUUAGUAGUGGUCAUGCUGAGGGCUACAUGGGCCUGAUGAUCAUUGCAGAAGGUGUCAUCGGCGAGGACAAGCGCGACGGUGGAGAGAGCGAGUGUAGCGAGGAUGUCGAGAGCGAAACGCAUUGUUGGUGA
Pseudovirgaria hyperparasitica is the source of this 866-nucleotide messenger RNA. RefSeq lists its product as uncharacterized. The transcript has 3 exons. The record is from RefSeq and is a predicted model, not a curated record. The coding region runs from base 333 to 866 and encodes 177 amino acids. NCBI's taxonomy places the organism in Eukaryota, Fungi, Ascomycota, Dothideomycetes, Acrospermales, Acrospermaceae.